Parascedosporium putredinis is the source of this 1320-nucleotide messenger RNA. NCBI's taxonomy places the organism in Eukaryota, Fungi, Ascomycota, Sordariomycetes, Microascales, Microascaceae. The record is from the annotation of a GenBank genome assembly.
AUGUCAAUCCGACGGAAUAAUCAGACGACGGCCUCUAGGGGUUCCGAAUCUGAGAAUGAGAAGACGUUUGAUAGUGAACGUGGCGAGGUGACGCAUACUGAGGGUGGCUUCGUCGCCGCAGGGAGUUCCUCUAUAGUGCAGUUAGACAAGGCAGCAGAGAAGCGCCUGUUAUGGAAGAUUGACCUCAUGGUCAUCCCCACCGUCGCACUCAUAUACCUGUUCUGCUUUAUCGACCGAGCUAACAUUGGUAAUGCUCGUCUGGCCGGUCUCGAGAAAGACCUCAAUAUGACGGGCACCUACGACUAUAAUCAACUUCUCUCUAUCUUUUAUAUUAGCUAUAUUCUCUUCGAGAUUCCGUCUAACAUUGCCUGCAAGUGGAUGGGCCCUGGCUGGUUCUUGCCCAUCCUAGCCCUGGGCUUUGGUUGUGCAUCGAUCGGCACGGCGUUUGUCAAAGAUAUGCCUCAGGCCUGUGGCGUUCGAUUUGUCCUAGGUGUCUUUGAAAGCGGCAUGAUGCCAGGAACCUCGUACUAUCUGUCGCGAUGGUAUAAGCGAUCUGAGCUAGCUUUCCGCCUUUCUUUAUACGUUGUUAUGGUGCCCCUUGCCGGGGCGUUUGGUGGUUUCCUCGCGUCGGCGAUCCUAAAGCUUCCUAAGUUUGGUAGCCUCACGGAAUGGCGAAUGAUAUUCGCUAUCGAAGGAAUCGUGACUGUCGUUAUCGCACUAGUUGCUUUCGUCACCUUGACUGACCGGCCAGAGACGGCCCGCUGGCUUACAAAAGAAGAAAAGGACUUUGCCAUCGCCCGUGUACGAGCGGAGCGUGUGGGCCAGUCCGAACUCAUUGACAACUGGAAGACGGAUAAGCGCCAGAUAUUCAUCAUUUUGUCCGCCCCGUUGGUCAUGACGGGCUUCCUGAUGUUCCUUGCCUCCUCGGACGGCAAGGUGCGUUACGCGGCUACCUUUCUCAUCGCUUCUAGCACUUUCGCGAUGGGGCCCCUAACCAACGCCCAGGCCUCCGCACAGGUCAUAUCUGACACCUCGCGCAGCAUGUCGCUCGCCACCAAUAUGAUGUUUGGUAACGUGGGCGGGCUAAUCUCGACAUGGUCGUAUAUCAAGUGGGAUGCUCCGGAUUAUAAGAUUGGUAACGGUUUAAACCUGGGAGCUGCAAGCGGAAUUCUCAUCUGUGGUAUACUGACGCAGGUAUGGAUGACUUGGGAUAACAAGCGACGAGAAAAGCGGGAUGUUGAGCGCGAGUUGGAGGGUCUAUCGCCGGGUGAGAUCGAGAACCUUGAAUGGAAGCAUCCUGCCUGGCGUUGGGCGCCAUAA